AAUCGCUCCUCUCUCUCGCUCGCUCGCUCAUAAAUCGCACUCGCCUCUUCAGCCCUCACUGUCUUCUCAACAACUCCGCAAAGCCUCCAAAAACCCUUCCCCACCCCACCCCCGCCACCGCCACCGCCACCGCCACCGCCACCGCCGUGAACGGCGGCGUAAACCACCAUUCCUCUCUCCGAUAAAACUCAUCCGAUUUCAGAAUGCCAACUAUGGCGAACUCCGAAGUCACUGACGGGCCAGUCCUCAGCUUCAUCAACAAGCGUCUCCGUGCCCUCCGCAAGAAACUCAAUCGCAUUGUCCAACUCGAAGACUCCAUCGCUCAGGGCAAGCCCAUCAACAAGGAACAAGAAGACCUAAUCGUCUCCAAACCCUCCGUCACCGCCUCCAUCGACGAGCUCGAGAAGCUCCGCCAUCCCCUCUCCGCCGCCAUCGCUGAAGAAAUAAACCUCGCCGUCCAACGCCACCACACCACCCCCUCCGAUGAUACAGAAAAGGACCGAAAUGUGGCCGAGGUUGAAUCCAAAGCGGUGGAGGAUCUCCUGAACCUUCUCUACUUUGGGAGUAUGUUUGAUGUGAAGAGUCAGAACGAUUUCACUUCGACGAUGCUGACUCGGACUCACGAGAGGGGGUGCUGCUUGACCUACGACUACGUCACUGACGACGAUGCCGCCGAUCUGCUCGGCGAGAGGGACUUGGAUUUGAUUUCGAUGUUGGGCGGUCUCUUGAUUUCGCGGCCUGUCGAUUCGAGCCUCUCGCAUAUGAAUGCGUUGCGACGGUGCAUUGAGCAUGCGAAGCAAUGGCUUUCCAAUUCCGAUCAUCCAAUCGAUUCAGAUCCGAAUGUUACUUAUGCGGGGUUGAGAGCGAAGCUCAACAAGAUUAUGGCUUCGGACUAUUUCACCACAACUCCGGAGAUGAAAGCAACUGUUGAAAUGGCUGCUGCAGCUGCCGGAAAUUAUGCCUCUUUUCAGGUGCCUGUGCAUGGUUCCAUGGUGCCAGUCCAAGUGGAAGGUUCGGAUGAGCAAUACCAGCAGGAUGAAGAUACAACAAAUUUUCAAGGAAACGAGACAUAUGAUAAUCAGUCUGGUCCUGUGGAAGAACCUCACAAGAUGCAGGGUGAAUUUGGGUCGGAAAAUCAUACAGAAGUUUUGUCUGAGACAGAACUAGAUGAACUGCAAGCAGAAGGGAAGAAUCAGAGAGAUGUGGAGUCAAAGGAUCAGCAUUAUGUUUCUCGGAGGAACUAUCAGAACCAAAAAGGUGGCCGUGGUGGUGGCCGCAGGGGUGGUGGCUACUCCAAUGGCCGUGGAGGACGAGGAAGCAGCAGGGGAGGUGGGCCUUAUCAGAAUGGCCACAACCAGUAUUAUGACCAGCCCAGAAACUAUAACCCAAGGAACUAUUACAACAAUAGGGGAAGAGGUGGCAGGGGUGGUGGUGGUGGGAACUUCUACAACAAUUAUAGUUCAGGCGCUCAAGGCAGCUAUGAACCAGCUGAGUCAUGAUCCCUUAUAACCCAUUUAGUUGUUGAUAGGGUUUUUUUUGCUACUAGCUAAGCCUUCUGCUUUGCAUGGAACUUGGACUGGUUGCCCUUGAGAUGAGAGUGCAACAACAUCCAGGACCUUUGCUUUUGUAGUGCAGUCAGUUGAGGACUUCUUUUUAUUUUUAUUUUAGUUUGAUAGCAAUAGAUUUUCAUUUGAACUGCAAUGCUUGUCCGACUUUUAAUUUGGAUUUGCAGAGUUGUUUCAAUGCUUGGAUGACGCUGCAUAUUUUGCAGUUGUUUCAGAUGCAUCAUCUAAAACUGUGCUUGUUUUGCCCAUGGAAAAAGAUUUAGGCAAUGGCAGUUUCUGUUGCUA
Molecule: messenger RNA, 1850 nt
Organism: Camellia sinensis
Lineage: Eukaryota; Viridiplantae; Streptophyta; Magnoliopsida; Ericales; Theaceae
Source: RefSeq, a predicted model, not a curated record